Molecule: messenger RNA, 1005 nt
Organism: Paramecium primaurelia
Lineage: Eukaryota; Ciliophora; Oligohymenophorea; Peniculida; Parameciidae
Source: the annotation of a GenBank genome assembly
AUGCCUGGGAGUAAUGGACAUCUUAAUGAUGAUCUUUAAUUAAAUUAAAUUGUUUAUUUAGGUGCUCAUAAUUGUGCAAUGUCUAAAAGUUAUGGAUGGAUAUAUGCAUAAUAAAAUGUCACAAUUACUGAGCAAUUUGAAAAAUAUGGUGCUAGACACUUUAAAGUACCUUUACAUUGGUACUCAAAUAAUAAUGAUCCUGAAGUAUAUAAAUAAAUAAUUUUAAGAUAGUAAUUGCUCAUGAAUCAGAUGGAAAAUCUAAUUGUCAAUUAACAUUAAUGUAGAGAGCCUUAAAGAAACCAGAAUCAGCUCAUUUGAGAUUAAAAGAAAUUGUAGAUCUCUCUUUUCAAAAUCCUAAUGAAAUUAUUAUUUUAAAGAUUGAAAGUAAACUAUUAUGCAAUAGUUAAAAAAAUGGAACAGAAAAUUUUGAUCCCUAAUUAACAAGCAUUAUAUUACAUAGUUUAUUAGUUGAUAUUAAAGCAGAUCAAAGAGCUAUUAGGAUUUAAAAAGACUCUGAAAUUCCAACUUUAGGUUGGUGUAGAAAAAAUAAUCAGACUUUAUUAAUAACAAUAGAACCAAAAGAAUAAAUAGUAGGAGAAUUAUUAAAAUAUACAUAUUAUUCAUAUUUUUUAAGUGCAUAAGUAGAUUGGGAAGCAGAUCCUUUAAAGGAUGUAGAUAAUGGUAAUGUAGCAAGAGGUAAAGUCAAUUAAUAAACUGGUGAAAUAUUAUCUCCUUUUUUAGAAAUUCAUUUUUGUCCAUAAAAUUCAUUAAAGUAUAUUAAUAUUUAAUUAAAAUAGACUCGAUUCUACAUACAGAGAUAAAUACAAUUCUUAUAAUCAUGUAAGAUAGAGAUUCUUAUAAUAUUUUUUUAAUUGCAUAAAAAUGCCUAAUUUUUUAGUAGCUGAUUUUAUUGAUUAAGGAAAAUUAUCAGAUAUUGUAGAUGAUGUGAAUUUAAUAAUAAACUCUAAUGGUAUAUUCUUGCCAGAAUUGUUUUAAGUAUUAUGA